Molecule: messenger RNA, 645 nt
Organism: Hypoxylon trugodes
Lineage: Eukaryota; Fungi; Ascomycota; Sordariomycetes; Xylariales; Hypoxylaceae
Exons: 1
Coding region: 1-645 (214 amino acids)
Source: RefSeq, a predicted model, not a curated record
AUGGCGCAACCAUCUGGGUCAGCCGGCUUUUCGAUAUUGCCUGCCGAGAUCCGGUGUGAGAUAUGGCGCUGGGCAAUUCCGCGUCGGGUAAUUAAAGUCGGAUUUAAUGAUGAAAGUCGUUGCCAGAUAAUACGUUUCUCUGCCUUCUCUUUCACCCCGUCUGAGUACCCGACCGUCCUCCAGAUCUGCCGCGAGUCUCGCUACGAGGCCUUGAGAUUCUACACAUGCUUACGACCUAUGACUCUGACCUAUUGUUGCCGCUGUCCAUCAAUCCUUUUUAGUCAAUUCGAUAUACUUUAUCUCGCGACGCCCCCGGUUGGAUACGGUUUAUUCGCUCUUCGGUAUCCGGCAUCCAGGAUGAUAAGCGCCAUUGCGAUUGACAUGACCGAUAACUGGGCUUACGAACUUGAGAUGCUUUUUUCAUAUCCCGAUAUUCGUUUCGAAAAGAUCGCGGACCUAUAUUUUGUUUCGACGUCAAAGGACAACAAUCCGACGAAGAAGCAAGGCUUACGGUUUUCUUUAACUAACGGUUCGGAAGAAGAAGAUCUCUUCCAUCAACUUGUGGCGGAAAAGAUCUGGGGAUUAGAUGUUUUAAAGCACGUGCCAGAUAUUUACUUUAGACAACUUAAAAGCCAAGAUAGGUAA